This is a messenger RNA of Fulvia fulva, 639 nucleotides long. RefSeq lists its product as uncharacterized. The coding region runs from base 1 to 639 and encodes 212 amino acids. The transcript has a single exon. The record is from RefSeq and is a predicted model, not a curated record. NCBI's taxonomy places the organism in Eukaryota, Fungi, Ascomycota, Dothideomycetes, Mycosphaerellales, Mycosphaerellaceae. Gene Ontology annotation, molecular function: protein binding.
AUGGCCCAAAUCCACGACUUACCGUCCGAACUGCUGGAAAGCAUCCUCCAAUACCUUCCCAUGCGCGACGUCUUGCUCAACCAAAGAGUCUCCAUCCACUGGCGCGACCUAAUCCAGACCUCACCUCAGCUCCGGCGGCAAACAUUCCUCGGCUUCGUCCCAGUCAAGAAAGUCACGAACAAUAACCUCUCCAGCUUCGUCUGCAACCACAAAAGUCCAGCGGCAUCUUUCUGUGGCAGUAGUAUCACCUCGGAGAAUCCAGUCUCGACAACCAGCUCCAAGGCCUCGACCUCCAGUCUAGUCCACUUCAACCCGGUGUUCCCGGCAGAGGGCGACAUCAUCCGCAUGCGAACGUCGCAGUUCCGGGGGAAGCCUGAGUCGACGAAGUCCUGGCUAGAUAUGUACCUGACACAGCCGCCUUGCAGGCUUGCUGAGGCGACUGUGUACUACACCAAGUCGAGGGGUCUUAUCGCAUGGGGUCGGCGGAGUUCGUAUACAGAGGUGCGUGCGGUGCAGGUUGUGCGGUCCUGUGGGGUUCGCGCGAGGGAUGUGCUGGAAACUGUGCGGCGACUAUCGGUUGGAAGUACGAAGAAGUGGCAGCGGAUUGAUAUUCGGGUGCCGGGGGUCGAGAGGGUUUAG